AUGUCCAUCUAUAGGGUACUUUCUCGAGCUUCCAGAAGCUUCACGCUUCUCUCUGCUUUGCAGAAGCCACAACCACUCUCCACCACUUUCUUCCAUCAAUUCAGUUCCGUUCCUAAUCAAUCAGCUAAUAAGCUUAUUCCGAUUCAAGCCAAUUUGUUUGGUCCGUCAAUAAGUUCAUCCUUGACUCCAAGAUUUGGAUUUUCUUCCUCGGCCUCAUCGGAGUCUUCGAAAACAAGUGAAGAAGCUAAUGCAACUGAUCGGAAUGAAGAAGAUAACGGUGAAGAUCAAGCGAAAGAAUCAGAUGCCGAGAUUGAAUGUGAUCUAUCCAGAGACGAGUUAAUUAAGCUUGUGACUGAGAAGGAAGCGCUUUUGAAGUUGAAGCACAAAGAGAUUGAAAAAAUGCAGGAUAAAGUUUUACGUACUUAUGCAGAGAUGGAGAAUGUCAUGGACAGGACUAAACGCAAUGCAGAGAAUUCAAAAAAAUUUGCUAUACAGAAUUUCGCCAAGAGUUUACUAGAUGUUGCUGACAAUCUGGGAAGAGCUUCUUCAGUUGUAAAGGACAGUUUUUCAAAAAUUGAAUCACCUAAAGAAUCUGAUGAAGCCGCACCUCUCCUGAAAACGCUUCUGGAAGGUGUUGAAAUGACUGAGAAACAACUUGCAGAGGUACUUAAAAAGCAUGGUGUAGAAAAAUUUGAUCCUACAAAUGAACCAUUUGAUCCAAACAGGCAUAAUGCCAUCUUCCAAAUACCUGAUGCUUCCAAGCCUCCCGGCACUGUUGGAGCUGUUCUGAAGGCAGGAUAUAUGCUUUAUGACCGCGUACUUCGUCCAGCAGAAGUUGGGGUAACACACGAAGUUGAAGAUAACAAAACAGAUGAAUGA
Messenger RNA from Vicia faba (fava bean), 879 nucleotides. NCBI's taxonomy places the organism in Eukaryota, Viridiplantae, Streptophyta, Magnoliopsida, Fabales, Fabaceae. The record is from the annotation of a GenBank genome assembly.